CCGAGAGCGGGGCGCGGAGGUCUGUGGGCUUCGGCUUUUCCGGGUUCCUAGCCCAAGUCGUCGCCCUGGUCAGCCUCCGGGCUGCUGGCCGACCGGCUUCGUGAGACAUUCAAUGGCUGGAUCUGUGCUCACUCCUGAAGGAGGUGAGCUGAAUCCUGGUGGCAUAGUGGAGCUGUCACAAGAGAAGUCAGCAAGUCUAUCUCUGCCAAGCCACAGAAUCUGAUGUGCCAGCCAAAAGAACUUGGCAGCAAAAUAUAAGGAAUGAAGCCAAACACUCUCUUGAUUCGAUGUCUGAUGAGAAGUCGGGAAUGCUCCUCGGCAGCUUGCUCGAAGAGCGCCCUCUCGUUGUAGAGGUGGUUGGCCCAGUAGUGAUGCUGCAGAGAGGUGAGGGGAGAGCAACAUCUUGCCAGACAUUUGGAGACCAGGAGAGCAAUGGUUGCCAAAACGACCAGAAUCCAGCCCAGCAUCUACGAAUAAUCAGCAAGAAAUUAGUGGGUGCAAGCAUUGAUGCAGCAAAUUCAAAAAACAACUGUGAUAAGAGGGAGCCCAACAGACCUCAGAACUAAGAUGAAUGGGAAGCAUGGAGAAGUAGAACUAAGAACAACAACAAAAUCAACAACAACCAAACUAGUUGGUUACUAAGCAAAGAGCAAAGGCAAUAGAGAACACUCCUGCAUCAAAUCAAGAAAGAACUUGCUAAGACAAAGAUGGGAGAGGACUACUGAUAUGUAUCUAAGUCACAGACCGAAGAAAAGAACUGAAAAUCUUUUCACGUACCAAGAAAGAUGUCUCGUCCUGCGCACAAAAGGCCAGAAUAUCACAAAAUAAACAAAGACCUUUUUGUGCUCACCUAUGGAGCUCUGGUCGCCCAGCUAUGCAAGGAUUAUGAAAAAGAUGAAGAUGUGAACAAAUACUUGGAUAAAAUGGGUUACAACAUUGGAACACGGCUGGUGGAAGAUUUUUUAGCUCGAUCCUGUGUGAGAAGAUGCCAUAGUUAUUCAGAAAUUAUCGACAUAAUCGCCCAGGUUGCUUUCAAGAUGUACUUGGGAAUUACACCGAGUGUGACCUGCCACAAUUCAAGCAGAAAUGAAUUUUCCCUGAUUCUGCACAAGAAUCCUCUGGCAGAGUUCGUAGAAGAACUGCCUGCUGGGCGGUCUGCGCUGUGCUACUGCAACUUACUCUGUGGGAUCAUCAGAGGGGCCCUGGAGAUGGUUCAUUUGGCUGCUGAUGUUACAUUCUUGCAAGACAGACUAAAAGGUGACAGUGUGACAGAAAUCGGAAUAACAUUUCUAAAAAAGCUGGACGAGAAAAAAUAUAGACGGAAAAAAUGAAGACUAGCAUGCAGAGAACCACUGGUAGCUGGCUGUCUAGUAUUAGGUAAACACACAGCCACAGAGGUUUUGCAUUGCCUGACAGCAUGGGCUUUGACAGGCUUAUAAAUCUUGCUGUGUACCACACACUUUUUGCGAUUUCAGAUACAAGUAACUUCUUAUAAAACAGUAAGCAUGAAUUCCACCUACAUGUUCAAUACAUCCUCAGCCAGUCUAGCCAUUCAAUUACCUGUGGCAAUAGGAAGAGAGAGAGAGAAAGAGAGAGAGAGAGAGAGAGAGAGAGAGAGAGAGAGAGAGAGAGAAACUACCUACAGAAGUGGUGGUAAGGGCCGUGGCUCUUUUCAGUAGAAAAAAAAAUGGAUGAAAUGAUACAGCAUUAGAGAGAGACAGAGUCUAGAAAUGGUAUAUAACAGAUAUAUUUGCAAUGUUUCUCAUAGACUUUAUUAAUUAUGAAUGUGAUUUUUCUUACUUAUUAUCUUGGCUUAUUGUUGCAGUAUAUUGUGUGAAGGUGUGUCUGUAUAUUCAAUUGUUAAUUCUGUACUGGCAGAGAGCUAAAUGCUGGCGGGAUUCUGGUACCACCAUUUCUAUGGCCCGUUUCCAGGUUUCCUAUUUUGUAAAUAUUUUCUUCCUCAUUUGCCUAAAGCAAUCUAGAAUUUA
This is a messenger RNA of Grammomys surdaster, 1988 nucleotides long. It is a transcript of the gene Trappc3l, whose product is annotated as trafficking protein particle complex 3 like. NCBI's taxonomy places the organism in Eukaryota, Metazoa, Chordata, Mammalia, Rodentia, Muridae. The transcript has 9 exons. The coding region runs from base 786 to 1331 and encodes 181 amino acids. Gene Ontology annotation, biological process: endoplasmic reticulum to Golgi vesicle-mediated transport; intra-Golgi vesicle-mediated transport. Gene Ontology annotation, cellular component: cis-Golgi network membrane; TRAPP complex; cytosol. The record is from RefSeq and is a predicted model, not a curated record.